AUGUCUAUCAUGGACCACAGCCCCACCACAGGCAUGGUCACGGUCAUUGUCAUCCUCAUCGCCAUUGCUGCACUGGGGGCCUUGAUCCUGGUUUGCUGGUGCUACCUGCGGCUACAGCACAUCAGCCAGUCGGAGGAGAGCAUUGUGGGCGAUGGCGAGACCAAGGAGCCCUUCCUGCUGGUGCAGUACUCGGCCAAGGGACCGUGUGUGGAGAGGAAGGCCAAGCUGAUGACCUCCAGCGGCCCAGAGGUGCACGGCUGA
Messenger RNA from Urocitellus parryii (Arctic ground squirrel), 261 nucleotides. RefSeq names its product stannin-like. The record is from RefSeq and is a predicted model, not a curated record. NCBI's taxonomy places the organism in Eukaryota, Metazoa, Chordata, Mammalia, Rodentia, Sciuridae. Gene Ontology annotation, cellular component: mitochondrial outer membrane.